UGCCACUGUUAUAUCUGUUUUGAAACCGUUAAUCUUAUUGUGAUUUUAUAAUUGUUGUUUUGUCAAUAUCACGGUGCCUUGUUUUCAUAACAUUCAAUUCUUCAUUGUCUUUGAUUUAGUUAACAUUUUUGUGUAAAUAGAAUAAUGUCAAUAAGCUCUGGUUCAGAUUUGUCCGAUUAUGAAGACAUUACUGAUACAUAUAAAGUAGAAGAAGACACUACAACUUUGAAAGUUUUAGACAACACCAAGCCUUGCAUUUGCGAUUCAGUUGAGGAAGCUACUCGAUUUCUUCAUAGUUAUGAAAUCAGUAAUUCUGUUAGGUUUGCUGCCCUUUCCACUCCAAAGAGCUUUGGAAGUUCAGUUAUACAUGGAACCCAACAUAAAGUAUUAUGGGAAACAUCUGAAGACUAUGCUACUCCUUAUAUUAUAUUAUCUAGAAAAAGAUACAAUUGUCACCAUGGUUUCGAUCGGAACGCUGCUGCAAAAAGGAAGCAUAAUGAAGCAAAAGAAAAUCAGAAAGUGGAUCAUUUAUACAUAACUAAUUAUGUUAUCAUACAAGAUACUAAAAAGUUUAAUUGUCCUGCAAAAGCCAUUAUGAAAGAAGUGGUAUAUUUCACUGACUUCAAGCUUAUUAAUUCCAGUAAUUAUCGUAAGAAGCAACAGUCAAAAGAAAUAAAAUAUUCGUUGCUACAAAAAAAGGAUGUGGUAAUUAGUCGAAAAAUUAUUGUUGAGAUAGACAGCUUAAAUGAUCACAAAAAUCACCCUCUUGGCAAGAUUGAGCUACUCUCACAAAAAAUUGAUCCACGCUUAUCAGUUAAAAUUUCUGAAUACAUUAAAGAUGGUGUUUCUAAUGUGCGUGAGAUGAGAAGACUUUUAAAUAUUACUGUCAAUGAAAUGUUUGGAAAGAAAAAUCUUCCUUCUAGAACCAACAGAAGAUUUUAUCCAAGAACUGACAUAAUUCGUUCGCACAUGGUCAAAGAGCGUCUAAAGCAAAGAUACUCGAACAUCGACCAAGACUGCUUAGAAAUCAAAAUAAAAGAAUGGAAAGAAGCUGACUCAUCUGCCAAUAUAUAUUUUCGACCUAAAGAACGGGGUAACAGUGCUGAGCUCUUGUUUGUAUACCAAGCAUUUUGGCAAAAAAAACUGCUAAAAAAAUAUGGGAAUGAGAUGUUGUUUUUGGAUGCAACAUACAAAACAACACGAUAUUCUUUACCUUUGUUUUUUGGUUGUCAAAACAAAUGUGAAUUAUCAAAUUGUAGCAACCUUUGUAAGCGAAAGUGAAACUUUUGAAUCGAUAUCUGAAGCACUUGUUAUCUUAAAGUCUUGGAAUGAAGAUUUGCAACCUCUUUAUUGCAUGACUGAUUAUUGUAAUGCUGAGAUACGUGCUCUCGAAACUAUUUUUAUUGGAUGUAAGGUAUUUAUAUGUGACUUUCACAGAGAACAGUCUUGAGACCGUUGGCUAAAAAAGCUAUCAAGUGGUUGCUCUAACAGAAAAGAUGAUAUUUUAUGUAUUUUAAGGCGACUCGCUUGGUCAAAGUCAAUUGACGAGGAAGAAAAUGCUCAAAGAAUAUUGGAACAGUCUGAAUUCUGGAGUCAAGAAAGCUUUACUAAGUUUAAACAAUAUAUAGAAAAGUAUUGGCUCCCAAUUAAAAAAAGGUGGGUUUGGUGGUACAGGCAGGAUCGUCUUCUUAUCAAUUGCAAUACAAACAAUGGUGUGGAAAGGCAGAAUGAGUCUUUUAAAUAUACUUAUUUACAGCGACAUAAAAACUCAUCAUUGACUGGAAUGUUAACUUUGCUUAUUGAUGACUUCUUCAUUGAUAAACUUGACAGCUAUACUGAUUCCAACUUUAAAAUGGAUGCACGUUACAGAAGGUAUGCACGUUGGGUGCCAAGUUAUCUUUACAACCGUCCUCAUAGCUUUGUUAAACAUUGCCUAAUAAAAAAAAGUAACGUUGAGAAUCUUGAUUUGUCCGGAGUAAUCAUGAUUAAACAUGGAGUUUUUGCUGUACUAAGUUCUACCAAGCCAGCUACUAA
Messenger RNA from Hydra vulgaris (swiftwater hydra), 2034 nucleotides. RefSeq lists its product as uncharacterized. Gene Ontology annotation, molecular function: DNA-binding transcription factor activity. Lineage: Eukaryota; Metazoa; Cnidaria; Hydrozoa; Anthoathecata; Hydridae. The record is from RefSeq and is a predicted model, not a curated record.